UGGUUAUUUCAAAAUUGAUAGGAUCAGGCCAGUAGCAUGUGGUAAGUAUAAACAUGCUGACACCAAAUGUGUAUGUGUAAUUUUAAAUUAUGAGUUCAGUUUGGAGUAACUCAACUAAGUAUGAAGAGCCCAACAGUGUUUUUCUGCUUCAUAAAGUAUAAAUUUGAUGUGAUUAGUAUUUUUAUUAGGUCUCUAGAUAAUGUUAAAUACAGAAUUAUCUUUGCAGUUCAAGUGGGCAAGGUGAUAACAAGCAUCUUGUUUCUUCACAAAAACAUUCAGAUAUCUUAAAUUGUCUAUACUGUGCUUCUGAAGCUAGGCCUUCAGUGGAAAAUACAUGAUUUGUGUUUACUGAAAGGGUACUUAGAGCUAUUGGGAUUCCAGAGACAAUUAGUCACUCUGCUCUAAGAUGCAACCAGCUGCUGUUUCAGUCAUAAUGAAGUAGUCAGUGUCUGUAAUCUGGGAGGUGAACCAAAAAAAAGGAGGUUUAUUUUCAUUUAAAGUGAAUUCAAUGGAAGGCCAGCCUGCCAGCUUAUUAAACUUGGACUACAAGCUACUUGCAGCCUGGAGCAAAGAUAAGGAGCUAUAGUAAAAACAUUGACUUUAAGCGUUCAUAUGCUUAAAGGAGACUACAGAAUAACCUGGAAGCAAAUAAACAAUAGUUAAAGCCUGAUAAAUAAAUCCCUGAAGCAUAUACCAUUUGUUAAUGUACAUCUGAGCUGAUACUGCUUGUGGAAAGAACCAGUAUUUGGUUCUCAAAUAACGUGGUGAGCAAUCUAAAGUCAUCUGCGCAACUGAAGGCUUUGAAGAGGGAAAUUUCAAAUCAAUACAUCAGAUUCCUUAGAAAAAUAUUUAAUUUACUUAUAGUAUGGUUCUCCAAGAUUUUGGUAAAUCCCGGUCAGUGAAGGUAAGUUCUAACUCAGAAUUCAUUGUUCUUAGUGCAAAUCUGCCAAUGUAUGUAGUUUGAAGUUUGUGAACAUAAUAAAACAUAUCAAUAAUUUUGGUGUUAAUCUGCCCAUAGUGGGGGAGGGGGGAAACGAUGGCAAAGGUGUGUUGUCUUAAAUUACUGAAAUACUUCUCUUCUUUCGCACGUUUCUCCUGUCAAAUGAAACGGGGAAUCUCUCCACCUUCUUGAACACUGGUGCUUACAAAACUCGAAGUUCUCCAUGCUAUUUCAAAUUUCUUUUUAAUUCCUCUGCUCUUGGAGGCUUCCAAAAAUACCUCCAGGAAAGAGAAAGAUUUGGAACAUUGGGUACAGAUGCAGAGUAUUGGUUAGUAUAGUUUAAAAGAUAACGUGAAGAUUCUCCUACCUGCUUUUAUCUGGACUGUCUGGGGUAUGCUUUAAUGAUGACUCGGAACUAGCUGGGUAAAGGAGAGGGUAUGAAGAACCUGAAUUGUUUUUAAGUUUCACCAGUUUGAACAGAAUACUUUCUAGUACAAAUACAUGGUUAUACUCCUCAGAACAUAAGUAAACCUUUUAAGACUGUAAGGUGGAAAACAGUAACUGUGUCAAUAUUACAUGCAUUCCUUUUUAAAACCUUGAGCAUGAGUGCCUGUUCUUACAUUGUGGCAGAAAAUGGCUUCUGUAAUUAGUAGGUGUAAAGGAGAGAUUGUUUUUACUUUCGUCAAGUGUUGGUGAGAUUGAGACCAGAAUAUGCGUGUUUUUUUUUUUUUUUUCUUUAAGGAUGUUAGGAAAAAUAGAGAAAGUGUGGCAAAAAUAUGAAUUAUUAAAGGAUUGAAGAAAAUACCUUCAUAGAGACAUAUUUGAAGGUCACUUUGCUUAUCUUAAAAUAAAUAAAUAAAUAAUGUCUGUAGCAGAAAACAGCAGCCAUUAAAAUGCUCUUGAUUUUGUUGUUCCAUUUUCAACUAGAUUGAAUAGCUGGAAUCUGAGAACAGGCAAAUUUGAAUGUAAAAUUAGGCCUGGAUUUAGGGUGGGUUUUUUGUUUGUUUGGUUUGGUUUCCUUGUUGUUUUAAUAGAGUGAAUAACUGUCAGAAAAAAACUACUGAGGAAAUGGCAGUUAUUUGGUGUUUACAUGACCUCAAGUUAAAGUUAGCUAAUACUAGGUUUUGGUUUUGUAAUUUUGAUAAGACAAACACAAGUUAGGUUUUUUGUUAAACCUGAAUUACUAUGCUUAAUUUAGAGAUAACAUAGUUGAAUUGUGAUGUAAAGGAUGGAUGAUGUUUAGAUAAGAUACUUCAGUAGUUUCUUUAAUUAUGAAGUGCUGUGAAUCAAUGAAAAAUCAUAUAAUCACUCUUUUUGAUGCCAUAUAGAUUUGGCUUUCUACUCUUGGAGGCAAUGUGGUGUAUUUCAUCUUGGUCAAUCAUAAUGGUCACUUCUGGGAGUUGUCACAGCAACAUAUGCUUGGGGAAUUUGACAUGAAGUAAGAAGACUGGGAAUAGGAAAAAAACAGUGAAAAGUGACAAUGAUUUCUUCUCUGCCUGCCUUUAAUGUGAUAAAACUGUCAGUGUAGCAGGGCUUUAUUUUUUUUCUUUAAAUAGAAAACUAGUUAUGGUUCCUUUGUGAUAUAGUUUCCUCCUUGGCUUGCUUGGUCAAAAAACUCUCAUUUGUUUCUUUUUCUUAUGGAAUGCUUUUGGAGAGUCUCUCCAUGUCUUCCCAAUUAUUAAUGGAGCCAAAAUUUUCCCCUAAAAAUGAACCAGCCAUGGAACGUCUUUUAAGUAUUGCAUGGUCACCAAUUUGCAAAUGUGUUUUGUGUUCUGAACAUGCAGCUGACAUCAAGCAAUCCACAAUUCUGAGCUGAAAAUAUGCUUUUAUAUCUUUAACAGGUCUACAUUUUUGUGCAGUUUUUUUAUAAAUAAAAGAUACAGGUUUUCGUGCUGUUGCUCAAUGAUGUCAGUAAUGGGAAGGUAAAUAUUAAAGGCCAGUGGGAAGGAAGUAACACCUCUGAAACAGAAAUCUGUAGCAAUUCAAACAUAGAUUUGUUUAAACAUAAAUUUUUUUUAUCAGCCCAUUAGAAGAGUGAAACUAAGUACAUUGAAGAAAUUCCAGUAAGAAUUUAUAUUCUUUAUUUUCCUUACUGCAUAUCUGUGCAACAUACUAUAGCCUAAAGAAAAAAAUUGAUUUAGAUUCUUUUGGUCAGUGCUGUUACAUGCCUUGAAAAGUUGGAAGCUACAGCGAACAAAGAUUAAUGGAAAUUAACUGUUGAGUUGGUAGAGCCAAUGGGUGAGAUGUAGUAAGAGAAAUUAGGUGAAGCCACAUAGUUUACUGAUUAUAGAGUGCAGGCUCAAAUUUAGCACAUCUGGAGUUGUAGUAGUUCUUUUCAUUUAAUCCUCAGUGAAAGAGCUCUUCAGUGAGAAGAUAUGGGAUGACUUGAUUAGCCGUUAAACACUUACAGGAAAGAAAAUGCUGACCAUUGUGGGCUUCAAUAAAUGUGUUAAUCUAAUUCAUAGGAUAUCACAUGUGCCAUGAGCCAAGGUUAUGCAUGUGGACAGUUGAUUCCGAUCAGAUAAGGGGCUACACAAGCUUGUUCUGCUCUUCCUCUGAUUAAACCCUUUGGGUUCAAAUAGAGAAAAGCCCUGGAGUUGGAAAAUGAAGAGACUGUAUAAGGGAGGGGCUAGUGUUGCAGGGCCGUCCCACCUGGGCACCAUGAACUGAGGCAGGAAUUCUUCCUUUUCCCUUUUUUAGGGUUGCCACUCUUACUCUCUUCCUUAUUACAUAUAUAAUAGCUCUAGGUGGUGACUGUAUGUGUGAAUUAUAACAAACUAAAUUGGACAUAAUUGGGUGAAAAUAAGAUGCAUGUAAAUCGGACAGAAUGCUUAACGGAAAAUGUUCUUUGUGAGGUUUCUAGGGUUAUGGGAUUUUUUUUUCGGUGGGAGUUAUGAAACUCGGUUAUCUUCUGCUUAAACUGAAAAUUGCUAGAUGUAUAAGGGAAGGCUUUCAGUAUUUCAGCUCUUGCAAAAGAGACAAGAUUUUAUUAAAGGUGUUCAGAACUGUUUAGAUAAACUAAGAUUUUUCUAAUCAAAAAUAGCGAGUGCCCAGUCUUUAAUAUUACAUCUGGCCAAAAGUGUCACAAAGAGAUCUUUGCCAAUCUCUUGUGCAUUACCUAGGUGGAAAUGGAACCUUUCAGUAUUUUCAAAAUCUAGUCUGUAAUCUGAAUACUAAUUAUUUGCAGACUUGAACCUGUGAGGUAUAAAAGGUUGUCUGCCUCCCUUCUCACAAGUCUUCUAUGCUACUGUCCACAAUUAUGUUUUGUAAUUGCAGAGAGAACAGUGUGUGUAACAGGCUGCCUGUGUAGUUAGUAUGCGUUCAUUUUCUUAAUUAAGGUUUGGUAGGUCCUUAAGUUGCUAAGAGAUUCUGUGGCCAGUAUAUUGUUAUAUCACAGAGAAAAACUAGUAGUUAGCCCUUUUGAUGUCUCUGUUCCCAGAUCUGUCUCUUCCAAUGUUGUUAUUUUCGCCAUUGCUUCUGUGGACUAGACUCUGUGCUGCUCCAACAAAAUGAUGCUAUCCAAGUAGUUCACAGUAGUUCUUAGAACCACCAGUAUGACAAACCUGCCUCCCUUUGUUGCAGUCAGAUUGCCCUAUUCAAAAGUCAGGUGGAGGUUAUAAUGGUAUCUUACAUUGAUGUGGGUGGUGGUUAACCAUGUGAGUAGUAGUAUCAUAGAUGUAGGGUGACAUUUCUUGAUCCCAGAAAGCUGAUUCUCUUCCUUCUAGUUUCCAGAAUGUGAAGGAAUUGAGAGGACAUAGGAGAAUCAAGGAUAAUGAGGGAAAGGGUAAGUGCAGGUGUCAGGAUUUAGAUGGAUGGUGUUUGAGGAUUGGAGUCCUGUCAGAAGACUUAUCAACUACCUGCACAGGAGACUGUAGUGGUCCUAAGUCUGGGUCUGUAAAUUAAAAGGAUUUGAGAUUUAUAUGUAGGAUUGUGAUUAAUGAAUCAUUUAUAAAUGCCUAUGCUAUAGCAUUGGACUGUGAACAUAUGUGUAUGUACAUCUAUAGUUAACCUUUAAAGGUUAUGUACUACUUUUAGAAAAACAGGUUUUUGGGGGGUGAGGGGACAAGUUGGUUACGCAGGUCAAAUGGAUUUGGGUCUAAAUUCCCAGGCUUUAAACAUUACAGCCGAUAGGCUGCUGGCUCUAGGGAGUGGAAUCCAUAGCUCAGUAUUGGUAGAGAUAAAGCGGAAGUGUGGUGCUGUGCAUCUGUGAUUACAGCAUUGCCUCAGAAAGGCCAGACCUGGGUCUGUCUCUGCUUAACCUAUGGCUUAUGCUUUGUGCUUUUUAGGAGCCACUCCCUCUCGCAUGGUUUUUAACCAGGUCUGGAUAAACUCAAGUGACUGUGGUAUUCUUCUAGAAGGAUGAAGGUGUGGAUAUAAAUUAGCCUGUAAAGUGGAUAAAUGACCUGUUUCUCGUACCCUACUCAAUCACUGGUGUGUUGCAUCAAUGUGGGAAGCAUGUUCUUUUGUGUUGGCCUUGCUUUUAAUAAAAGUGUUUCUGAGCCUGGUCUGCUUUUUUUCAGAGCUGUAUCCUCUCAGUAGGUAUUGGGCAAAUUUUGAACAGGCCUGCCGAACUGAUUGUCAGAUAGAGCAAUGCCUGCUCCUCAGGCUGUGUUAGCCAGGGAGAAAGAACUGAGAGAGGGUAUUAUAAGCUGCAGGAACUUGAUUGCCUGAAGGACUGCAUAUAGAUUGGCCUCGACUUAGUAGCCAAAAGGCAUGUAGGCAAGUAGAUUUGUGGCUCCUUCCCUUAUUUUGAGAUUUGUAUCUAGAUAGAAAUUAAGUCUCUGUUAAUCCAAAUGUGCUAUUUAAACUUCUAGUAAAAGAUGAAAAAACUUAUUUUUUUUGUCUAAUAAAUGCCUCUGAGGGCAUAGAAAUUCAGAGCUUUCUUAGUGCUCACAGCUGCAUAAUAUAUCUUUUUAAAACAGUUAAAUACAAGACGAGGUAGGCUAUAUGCGGAAUAAUUAUUUGGAACAAAAAGCUGUAGUGGCUUGCACCCAGCUUAAAGUCUUUGCAUGCUGUGAACCUCAAUUUGAAAAACAAAACAUCCAGAUUUAGUGGGUUUGACUCUCUUGAGUGGACAUCUAUUAUACUUGUUUGUGAACAAUACUCAUGUUUUGGAGAAUGAACUAAAAUUAAGGAUUAAGCAGGUUUGUGGGUUUUUUGUUUUUGUUUUUUACCUUUUUUGUUUCAACCAGUUGUAUCGGCAUCUUUGAGGGCCAGUUUCUCUACUGCAGUGCUGAUUUACUAAUCUCAACUGUUGGAUUCUGCUCUGUGAGUUGUUUGGAUGUGGUUGCUUUAUUGUCAGCUUUAUUUGUCAGCUGCCUCUGGCAGUCUGCUAACCAGCCCUGUGAUAAUCGGUGAAAAACUAAGAGUUGUCAGAGCUUGCUUGAAAAAAACAUGACUUAUUGGUUGAUUUAGUAAGAAUAUUAACUGGGUGACUAAGAAAAUUAAUUGUCAGUCUUCCUCCCCUAUAUUCCCCUCUUCCCCUCCCCACCCCCCUCCUUUUAUUGUGUUAAUUGUAGAGACUGUUUCUUGGGAGCAGUGCUUGAAAAAGAUUGCAAGAGUAGUAUAGUUAAGGUGAAUUGCCCAUUUUAGCUUUUGUUGUUUGAUACAGGCUGGGCAAGUAUGGAUAAAUAUGUGACAAGAUACUGAAUGAAAGUUAUACGUAAAUGAUCUCAAACUGCACGAGAGAAGAAGCUUCUGAUACCAAAUUUUGUUUAUUUUUUUCUGCAAAGUUUCUAUUGAGUUGUACCCCAAGUCUGUGAAAAGAGACAGUAUAACCAAACCACAGCUAGUGAAGGAUAUGUUUGAACUACUGCACGGUUCAUGGAACUGGGCAGUGCUUGCAGAGAUUCCCUGUGUGAGAAGAGCAGUGGAAAUAAGAGAUAACUGGGAUUACACAUUUUAGGGGAGAUUUAGAGCAAUACAUAUAACGUGAUGAGAUGUAAGACAAUGUAUGUGUAACAAACAGUUUAUUAUAAUUUGGCUAAUGAUCACAGAAACGAAUCUGGCAAUGUUAGAUAAAAGGCUGCUCAUGUUCUACUUUACUUAAACAUUAGUUUUAAGUAAUUGAAUUGUAAAUGUUUGAAAGUUUUACUUAACACAGCAAGAGUCUUCAUUGCUGCUGCCAAUUCACCUGGGAAUGAAACGCAAUGGGUCAAGAAGCUGGCAAACCUGCCUGGCCCAAACCAGCAGGAGGCUAUCAGACUAUUACAGGUAGAAGAUAUGGAAGAAGACAUGCUUAUGUCAGUUUUAGACCAUCUUUGACCAACCAAGACAGGAAUGGACACCAACUCAGUGGAGAAUGUGAAGGAUUGGAACUGGACGAUGUUCAGAAAGAGAAGUCUUUGUGUUCCAGUCCAUUGGUUCAAGUUUGUUCUCAUUUAUCGGAUGAGCCUUUGUUAGAAAAUGUUGGAACUGGAGCACCUGUUUGUCGAACUGUAUCGAGCCAAACUUUUGAGACAAACACUUCACCAUUUUCUCUAGUCUCUUACAGUCUGGAAGGCAACCAAAUGUCAGGGAGCAUUAUGAAUCCUGAUAAAAUUUCCGAGGACCUUGCAGAAUAUGCUUCUGGAGAGUGUAAUGAUUUGAAUGGCCAGAAUGGAAUUGCUUUUGUAAACAUUGACUCUUAUGAGCCAGAUAGCAGUGAUGGAGAGGAUGAUGACGGCCAAGGUAAUCUUUCCUUGGCAAAAGAAGAAGCAGGUGUAUUUCAGGAAACACUAGAUAACAUGCUUUCUGAGUUAGAAAAAGGUGUAGAGUCUUUUUCUGACUUACAGUCCCGGUUAUCCAGUCUUAACAGAAGCGUUUCUAGGGAAUGUUGCGAAGAAGUGGGACCAGUGCCUUUAGUGAGAUACUCUAACAGAGAUUCAGACUUGGCCCAUCAAAACAACAGGACAUUUAAAAAAUCUUCUGCUGAAGAUCACGCCAUACUGAAAAAUAACCUGAGUAUUGCCAGUUGUGAAACACAACAGACAAAAGAUAUAGUGGAUGUUGGAAUCAGGACCCCUAUUUGUAAUGAAUUAAAUGUCAGUGAUGGAAAGACUGACCAAGGGAAUCCACCUGAACUGGUAGUGAGACCCAAAAUUAGAAAACAAAAUCCUACAAACCCGUUGGAUAGAAAAAAGCUUCUCCCUAAUGAUGAUGAAGAGAAGAGCAGUUCUAGGAGGCAAAGUGAAAUUGCUGAAGUCCAUCAUGGCCGUGCAGAGUGUGCCUUGAGGAAUGGCAAAGAAAAAAUGAGUUCCAGUAUGUUUUUUGACCCAAGAGACUAUGAAGGUACACAGAAGAAUGCAAAAAUAGACCUAAGGAAAAAUGCAACUGCUCAGGAAAGAAAAACUGUGUUAGAUGAUAACACUUUCUGGGAUGAGUUUGAAGACUGCAGCAGACACUUCUCAAUGUCCCACAAAGAUGAAGACAGGUGUCUUCUGUCACUGCUAGUAUUGGAUGAGCCUUCCAAGUGUAUUAGCAAAUGUAGCGAUUGCUCGGAAUGCAGUGACGGAGAAUGGUCUGCAUCUCUGCCUGCGUACUUUGCUGCUACGGAUAAAGACCAGUCCUCAAGUGAUGAGAGCUGGGAGACUCUCCCAGGCAGGGAGGAACAUGAGCCUGAAGUGCAGAGCAACAGCAGUGGCCUAGAAGAGGAGAACACAGACUUCUGUUUCCAAGGAGGGGAACAGACAUCUUUGGAGGAAGGAGAGAUUCCUUGGUUACAGUAUCAUGAAGAAAUAGAAAGUAGCAGUGAUGAGGAAGAUGAUCCAGUUAGUCAUUUUGUGCAUCCUGGCUUCUUUAUGUUGGAUGGAAACAACAACCUUGAGGAUGACUCCAGCAUGAGUGAAGACCUGGAUGUGGAGUGGAGACUACUUGAUGAAUUUGGGGAUGGCCUUGGAGUCGCUCAAGCCAUUUCAUAUGUGGAUCCUCAAUUUCUCACAUAUAUGGCAUUGGAGGAACGCUUAGCACAAGCUAUGGAGACUGCUCUGGCACAUUUGGAGUCUCUGGCUGUUGAUGUUGAACAGGCUCAUCCACCAGCUAGUAAAGAAAGCAUAGACUGUCUCCCACAGAUUAUUGUCACCGAUGACCACAAUGCUGUAGGCCAAGACCAGUGUUGUGCUAUUUGUUGCAGUGAAUAUGUAAAAGAUGAAAUCAUAACAGAGCUACCCUGUCAUCAUUUCUUUCACAAACCCUGUGUAACUCUUUGGUUACAGAAGUCGGGAACAUGCCCUGUUUGUCGUCACGUGCUUGCACCCAUGCUUCCUGAAGCAACUGCUGCCACUGCCUCCUUUUUGUCUGACCAUAAUUCCUCAUCUUCUGUUCACAGCACAACAGGAACUCCGAACUAGGGUCUGAAAUGAAGUCUUGGCCACCAAAAUAAGAAUGUAAAUUUCUCCUGUUUAAUUACAAUGUGAAAACAAUUAUAUAUAAAAUAUUAUCUGUAAAAUAUUAUAUAUAGUAUAUAUUUUAGUUUAGAAAGAGGAUGUAAGACUUUCUAAACUGUUUAGGUUUACAAUAAUAGCUGAAAUUUUCAAACUAAAAGUUGGAAAAACGUGCACCCUUUUUUUGCAGUAGAAUGUUGCUGUUAACCAUAAUAUCUAAAGCUUGUAUUAUGAUAAAUUUGUCCAAAAAGAUAAUUAAUGUGGCACUUUAUGUGUUUAAGUUCUUGCAACUGCAGUGCAGUUGGAGCAUUAUUAAAGUUAUGCUUAUAACCUGUUUUACAUAAUAUAACCAAACUAUUUGUUUUUGUCAAAGUUAGUGCCACUGAGUGACUUUGUGAUUGAUCUCUCAUGUUUGCAUCAAAUGUGAAGAUGUUCUGUGAUCACAGCAGUAGCAGAAUUUGGUUUCACUGGAAAUAAAUUGCAUAAUGGAACAAUAUUUCUUAUGAGUUUAUUCCAUAAUAAACUUUUUUGAGAUGUCAGAAGUCCUAUUAAACUGCUGAUGACAUGACAGUCUGGGCUUUUCAUAAUUGCUAGCACCAUUUUUAAGCAUAUAUCCUGUCUAAGAAGUUGAAUCUGUAAGAGCUGGAUACCUGCUUCCUUCAGUUUUUGUUGAAAUUCCAUUCCACUGAUCAGCUCUUUUUAACCUUCUUUUUGUUUUUUUUCCUUUUUUUUAUAUGGGGCAGGGAUGCUUGCUUAAUGCAGAUAUAGUUAAAAUAUUUUUAGGCUCCUGGAGUCUGUCUGAAAAGUGUAGUAAGAACUUUAUGCACUUAAUUGAGAAAUACAUUGUCACAAUAUUCCUCAAGGCCAGCAGAGGGGAAUGGCAGUGGAAUAAACGGGUUAUUAGGAUGAUUAUUGUAAACUUAAGAAAUAUAAAAAUGAACAUUUCUAGUAUUUCGACUGGCUGUAAUGGGCUGUGCUACAUUUAAUAUUUUAAAGGAAAAAAGACUGUAGUUUCUAAAAUGUGCUUCUAUGAAUAAUUUCAUGUCUCUUAAUGUUUUUGCACAUACUGAAGUUAAUCUCGCGGGACAGGAAUUUGAGAUUUGCAUGUGUAUAUGCGUACUAAUGGCUGCUCAACAGCUUUUCUGUGGUCUUUGGAUAGAUAAGCAAUUCCUACAGUGUUGCUGUACAGGGACAAUGUAUGUGGGGUCAAAUCCAAACCCUACUAAAGCAAUUUUUUCCAGUUUUUCCAGUAACUAAGAGUUGAAUUAAACUCUUGAAAAGGAAAAGUGACUAAUAAAAUUAUCUUCUUGUAGCAAUUCUUGAGCUACUCAAUUAUGAUUAUGGCUGCCACCAUAGUAUCUCAUUGCUUUACAAGUAUUAGUGUGUUCUUUUAACAGCAGUAGAAGAUAUACAGUACUGAUUUUGGAGGGGCAUAUUGAAUUGUGUGACUUGUUUUGCAGUGUGACUUGUGGACUGGAGCAGAACAAAGAAUUGAUGGCAGUUGACAUGAGUCUACCCCUGAGGGUUUUCAAUUAGGUAAUUCCACACUUUGGAGUAUAAGGAAGCCAAAACAGUAGGAUACUCGUGAGAAGUGGCAGAUGUGGUUAGCACAGCUCCUUAUAAGCUUAUUUUCCUGUGGGAGAACACUGCAUUGCAUUUCACUGAAAUAGGCAUCAGCAAGACUUUGGGAAAUGUGACAAGCAACAUAUACUUCUGGGCGUAUAUCUGCUCAUUGGUGAAGUUCAUGCUAAUCCAAGAAACAGUAUUUUUCCACGUCUUUGUUACAAACCAGUGCUGCGGGGUCAUAAAGUAGUUGAUCUGUGGCUACCAAAUGCUCGAGACAAUAAAAUAGUAAUGCAGUCUAAAUUUAAAAUUGAUCCGAGGUCUGCGUGGAAUCCUGGGAUGUAUGUAGAUUUAAGAUAAGGCGGAAAUUAAGACAUUCAUAUCCCUUGCAGGAAAAAACAGCAGAAGGUUGGACUUCAUUGCUUAGUAGUGUUAACCUUGCUAUUGUGGCAGUUGUGUUCUUCAGUAGCUCUCAUCUGCAGCAAAUGCUAUGGCAGAUAUUUUAACCAGCCCUUACUGUAUAGUUUCUCUCUGGAACAGCACAAUAUGAUGGCCUUCAUUAAUCUCUUAACAGUGUUUUAUGAAGAGAUUUACUUUAAUCUCUGUGCAAGAUUUGGAAACACUCUUGCUAGUGUGUUAAAUUUUUGACUCCAAACUUAACCAGCAAGGUCAAGAGAUCAAGCAGCUGUUGUUGGGCUUUUUCCUUCCUUUGCUAUGUGUUGCUGGCCUCAGCUCUCACUUCUUUCUGUUUCUAAAAAGCUGGUAAAUAGUUGUCUAAAAGAAGAGUGUUUGGGCUCUUGGUGUGUGCUUUUUAACUUGAAUGUAAAGGUCUUGGCAGAUCUUUCAUGGCUCCUCAACAGAGGAAAUAUCAGAAGAAAAAUCUCUCUAACAAGGGAUUUGAAAAAGCAUAUGCUGGAUCAUACCCAGAAGAUUUUAAGUGAAAGUGUAUGGCACAAAAAAGGGAGAGUCAAAUGAUAAACCACUGUCCGUUUGUUGUGAUUAUUUAAUUUUUUUGGUAAAUGAUGUCAUACCAGAUUGCCAUGCAGAUUCUGUGGUUCCUACUUUGAAUCUAAAAUUGUUUGAGAUGGGCCUGGUUCUUGAAAAGGCCAUGGAAAGUAUUAUUUUUUUCUAGAACAAUAAAAGUUAAUUUUUUUUCUUUGUUCAAAGAGAAUAUUCUAGACUUUCUACAGUAAAAGAACUUUUAGCUGCAAGGAAAAAUCCUUCUCUUCCAUGUUAGGUAAAAACAAAACAUUCAACAAGAAAAAAUAAGUAAAAGUGGGGAGGAAAAAAAGGCUUGUUUCUAUUAGAGGUUUGUGUUAUCUCUGUAUGCAACAGUACAUUGGAGGUUUCUGACUUAAGUCUAAUAAAAAAAAUCAUAAAAGUGGAUACAGGAAUGACCUACUUUGAAUGAUAGUUCAGUAAUAUAAAAUUCAUUGUGCAAAAAGUAUUUUUGGUAAACUAACUGUGAGAUGUAAGCUGAAUGCAUUUUAACAUUUCAAUAAAACAUUUUCAUUCCAGA
This is a messenger RNA of Dromaius novaehollandiae (emu), 12382 nucleotides long. Its product is annotated as E3 ubiquitin-protein ligase Praja-2. Gene Ontology annotation, cellular component: nucleoplasm; cytoplasm. The transcript has 10 exons. Gene Ontology annotation, biological process: protein ubiquitination; random inactivation of X chromosome; ubiquitin-dependent protein catabolic process. Gene Ontology annotation, molecular function: ubiquitin protein ligase activity. The record is from RefSeq and is a predicted model, not a curated record. Lineage: Eukaryota; Metazoa; Chordata; Aves; Casuariiformes; Dromaiidae. The coding region runs from base 7090 to 9267 and encodes 725 amino acids.